Messenger RNA from Mangifera indica (mango), 2390 nucleotides. RefSeq names its product zonadhesin-like. Gene Ontology annotation, cellular component: cortical microtubule. The record is from RefSeq and is a predicted model, not a curated record. NCBI's taxonomy places the organism in Eukaryota, Viridiplantae, Streptophyta, Magnoliopsida, Sapindales, Anacardiaceae. Bases 481 to 2085 code for a protein of 534 amino acids. Gene Ontology annotation, biological process: cortical microtubule organization. The transcript is spliced from 5 exons.
CACCAAAAUUUUAAACUCUUUGCAUAUCGAGAAAUCGAUCCCAGUUUGAGAUUCAAACUGGCCUUCAAAGCAGGUAGGAGACAAGCACGUUUUUCAAGCCAUUUUCAAAUCUAGCACAAACAUAAUGGCAUUUUCGUGAAUAAGCACUUUUUUCAAGUCAUUUUCAAAAACUUUACACAGCCAAAGUUUCAAAAUCCGAGCGUUCAUGGUGUCGUUCUGAAAAAAUAAAUAUUCUGAACCUUGACAAGGCUCAGACGCUGCAACACGAGCCUGCUGGCCUCCGACUCAUCUCACUGCUCCGGUACUCCCUCAGUUGCCACUUGUCUUUUCAGCUCUCUCCAUUUUCAUCACUUACGUUCUGGCUUUAGAUCUGCGCCUUUUUGUUUUGUCUUCUUUAUGUUUGAAUUUGAAGGUAAUUUAAAAUAGAAGCUUGAUUAGAAGAAGAUUUAGCUGGAAGAAGAAAUAAAGAAGAAAAUCGAGAUGGUGAUGAAAGAAAGAGACGAAGAGCUGGCCUUGUUUCUUGAAAUGAGGAGGCGCGAGAAGGAGAAGAGUAAUCUUAAUCUUCUUGUUCACAGCUCUGAAGAUGUCAACAGUAACAGUACUCCUCUAGCUCCUAAUAAUGGAGGAUCUCCUAUAUCGAAGAUUUUGUCGUCUGUUCCGACUCGGAAGACAGCUGCUGAUAAUUUUUUGAAUUCGGAGAAUGAUAAAUCUGAUUAUGAUUGGCUUCUUACACCACCUGGUACUCCACUGUUUCCUUCUUUGGAGACGAUGGAAUCACAGAAAACAAAAAUGCGUCAAAUUGGAAUGUCUAAUGCUCGUCCAACUGCUUUGAAAACAAGGUUACCUAAUCUUCAGGAAGAACCUGCUUCAAGAAGUGCUGUAGCAUCCAAGGAUCCAACUGUGCCGUCUAGACUAAACUCUUCUGGUAUUGCCAACAGGAGGCCGUCAUCAUCUGGUGGUCGAACUUCUGCCACUAGAGCUGCAACACCAACCAGGCAGCCAACUUUAACCACAACAGCUAAGCCUUCAAGACCCUUAACUCCUACUUCAAGGGCCACCUUGCCCUCCUCUAAACCGGUUGCUUCUGCAGUGAGAUCCUCAACUCCUACUGUGAGAUCCUCAACUCCUAGUAGAUCUACUGCACGCUCUUCAACACCAACUGCUAGGCCCACUGCAGCAGCUCCUAAACUAGUACCAAGAUCGGCAACUCCAACUUCUAGAUCAACAUCAAGAUCUGCAACACCAACUCGUCGACCGUCAGCCCCUUCCAGUGCACCUAGUGUAUCUGCUCCUCCUGUUCGUUCUUCUACAGUAUCAAAGUCAGGUUCUACAACUUCGAAAAAUCCUGUUCCAUCACGUGGCACUUCUCCAACGGUAAAAUCUAGGCCUUGGAAACCUUCUGAGAUGCCUGGUUUCUCACUUGACGCUCCACCAAAUCUAAAGACAUCAUUGCCUGAGCGGCCAGCUUCAGCUUCUCGGGGCAGGCCAGGGACACAGAGUAACCAAUUGUCUUCUGUGGAGGCCAAUUCUAACGGAAGACGCAGACAACAGUCUUGCUCUCCUUCAAGAGUAAGGACUUCAAGUGGUAGUGGGAGUUCCAUUCCUUUUGUGCGUAAAGCAAAUGCUAGUAGUAGUGAUGAUGUGAAUCCAAUACUAAUGGGAACCAAAAUGGUUGAAAGAGUGGUAAACAUGCGAAAACUGGUACCACCAAAGCAAGACAACAAAGGCUCUGGCCAUAAUAAUUCUGCUGGGAAAUCAUCCUCAUCUCUUGAUAGCUCUGGCUUCGGAAGAUCACUCUCAAAGAAAUCCCUUGACAUGGCUUUGCGACACAUGGAUAUAAGAAGAAGCAUUCAAGGUAAUCUACGGCCUCUAAUGACAAACAUUCCAGCUUCAUCUAUGUAUAGUGUGAGAUCGGGUUCCACAAAGAGUGUUUCAGAUUCACCUCUUGCCACAAGAAGCAAUGCUAGCUCUGAACCCAGUGUCAACAACAAUUUCUCUUGUUUAGAUGAUAUUGAAAUGGAAUGCAGCAACGAUUUUGGAAGUGAGAGAGGAAACUCAUCUCCAACAAGCCAGCGUGGUAGGUAACACAUGUCCUCUUUGUUAUCCAUAGGUGGAAAGCUCAACUACCCUAAUGCUCAAGAAACAACCUGUUUCUAAAGCGGUAGAUGUUGUAUUGUGACUUACCGUUCUGUAAAAUUUGUUAAAUCUGCAGCAUAUUCUAUUUCCAAUAUCGUUGCUAUAUUACAGCAGCAGUCAGUUAGAUUCGGAUGAAAUGGAUCAACAAAUGAACUAUUUUUGUUAUGAGAGCUAUUUGCUUGAACUUAGGACUGAUGUAUAAGAACUGUGACAAUUGGAAAUUGAUAAGCUCCUGCCAUUAUUUUUCUGCGGAA